Notodromas monacha is the source of this 1123-nucleotide messenger RNA. Lineage: Eukaryota; Metazoa; Arthropoda; Ostracoda; Podocopida; Cyprididae. The record is from the annotation of a GenBank genome assembly.
CAUUAUGAGCUAUGAUUUUUAUAUUCGUUUACCUAAUGAAACAUAUUUCUUUCUUUCAUAUAUUUUUUGCUCAGGAUCCAGAGCCAGAAUCAACAUGAUGAACUGCAGCAGCACAAAGGCAAAAUGCAUUCGAAUCGUGCUUGGAAUGUUGCUCCUUUGUCAGCUCGUGCAUGACACCGGUGCAUCCUACCAACAACCACAAAAACAACAACAACAACAAUUGCAGCAAAACGACUUAUUGGAAGAUUCCUCAGUGGAAACCCAAGUGUCGCGUCUGGCCCGACUCAUGGCCAUCGACCACGACUCACAACUGACGCAAUUCCCAGACGAACACGAUCCCGACGACGAUGAAGAUACUAACGAUGAUGAUAAUCACCACCAGAACAAGAUCAACGACGCAGACGACACUGAAAUUGAGGCAUUAGUUGGGACGCCUGGCGUGAAAAGGGCUGUCGAACGUUUGCCGCGAGACCCGCCAACCAUUCCGCACAUGCGAAUCACGCCGGAAGAAUUUGUGCGCAAAUUACUGCUUCGCAAUGAUGGGGGCAAUAAGGCUAAAAGACUGGCGUUUGAGCCAGCAGCAGCAUAUUUGCAGAGAGCCGAACAUCAGCAGAUGCUUUUGUCGCGUAUGAUCAAAGAUCUGUUGGAAGGCAACAACGAAGCCCGUUCCAGGUGGUUUCGAAUCCGCAAUGAGCUUGGCACAGCACUGAAACGUCGCAUUCCCGACGUCAUUGAUGAUUCUUCUCCGGACCUGAUGACGCGUCAGAGUCGACCAAGGAUUCAACCACUCCGCUGGGGCUGAGUCUGUUUAAAAGCGAGAAAAGGCAUCUUAAAACCAUCAGAAAAAAAAGAGAAAAGAAUGCACGAUACACGCUGGAAGCUGCGCAAUUUGUUUUUUUUUUUUCAUUGAAUUAUUUAUCUAUAUGUUUAAUCUUUGGAUAUUUCUUGAGCUGGGUUUCAAUCAACUUUGAUGAUUCGGCCAGUACUUAUUGUAUCGAAAAGAUCUCGUUCAUUCCGUUAGCAUUUAAAAACAAGCGAUGAAUUGCAUGAAACGCAGGUAGACGGGAAUUUUCUUAAACUUUUCUUUAUUGGGGAAUGAUUGUACCAAUGAAUAAAUAAAACC